Molecule: messenger RNA, 892 nt
Organism: Drosophila willistoni
Lineage: Eukaryota; Metazoa; Arthropoda; Insecta; Diptera; Drosophilidae
Product: antigen 5 like allergen Cul n 1
Exons: 3
Coding region: 8-823 (271 amino acids)
Source: RefSeq, a predicted model, not a curated record
GCUAACCAUGAAGUCGACCAACCACUUGUUAAAUAUAUUUUUUAUUUGCUUCAUCGCCAUACCAAAUUCAAUGGCAAGAAUUCCAAACUAUUGUCAGAAUCCCCACUGCCAAGGCUUAAAUUUGGCCUGUACUUCUCAAGGAAAUCUUUCUAAUUGCCCACGUAAUGCCAAGUUGCUGGAAAUGACGAAAUAUAAGAAUUCUUUGGCUGAUAUUUUCAAUACAUUGCGUAACGAUGUAGCCGGUGGCAAAUAUCGCAACUUGCCCAAAGCAGCACGCAUGGGCAAAAUGACCUGGUCCAAUGAAUUGGCCAUGUUUGCCCGUUUGGAUGUCAGCCGCUGCCGACUGACCCCCAGGCCCUGCAUGAGUUCACCAUUUUUCUAUUAUAUCGGACAUAUGGCGGAAAAGAUUAUAUUUUUGGAAUACGAAACCGAUCGAGGAAACUUUGCCAUGAUGACGGAAAUAAUUGAUGGUUGGUUAUCGGAGAUAACUGGAAUAUCUCGCACAGCUACUUUGGUUUUGCCCAGUAGCUUUGACAAGCCUCAGAAAUAUAAAACAGCUCUCAUUAUAAAUGAACGAAGUUCACAAUUUGGUUGCGCCGCAUUACGUUACACUUUGGCGGGUUAUAAGUAUUUCUACUUUAGCUGCGCCUUUGCCACCGACAAUCUUAUUGGUCGUCCGAUCUAUAAAUGGGGUGCUCAACCAGGCGAUAAGUGCCAACACAAGGAUAAAACCUAUGCCAAUCUUUGCUGGAGUGAAGAGGAUUAUGAGAACAAUAAAUACACUCAAAGUGCUGGACCGUAUACGGAAUUAUUUGAAGUUUGAGAAAUUUAAUAAAAACCCAUUUCCAUUGCUCGUCCCUCUACAUAGACUAAAGUAUCAUCAUAAAUAUUA